AUGCCAAGAAAUGAUGUCAAGUGGCAGCAGCUCCCAUCAGCCGUUCUUAUCCUCGAUUCCGACGUCAAGAAUUACCUGGGAAAUGCCAAGGCAACGUUGCUCGCACCUAGCUUCUUUGGCGAACUCGGAACCUACAGCUUCGAAACCCAGUUUCAGCCGUUUCAGCCGCCUACCGGAUGCAAUAGUUACAACAAUAGGGUAGAUCAUAGGGAAGUUGUCGCCACCAAAGACGCGCCUCAACCGACCAACCCCGAGAUCAGUCAUGUCGGAAGACGUGAGCCCAUCUCGCAUGCCUUUCCUUUCUCAGGAUCUACAUAUUCCAUGCUACAAAGUUUGAACGUUAGAGCCGGCAAGUUCACCCGUGUCCUCUUACGGACAGGCUUACAUUACACGGAGCAUAUCAGAAACAUAAUGGUAAUGCCAAGCCACUUUACGACAGAUACCCAGCUGGCGCAAUAUGAUCGCGUCCUAGAUGAUCGGAGACGAGACACUAAGAAAGGUAUCUCGCUAAAUGCAGUGAGGAUAUGGAAUACGUUCGAGCAGACAAACGGGGAGAGAAGGCUAUCAAAAAGGGACCCCAUCAAUGUGGAUGAGGCUCGUAUGGAGAUCAAAUCGACAUCAUCGGGAGGCUGCCAUACGUGUAUGCUACAGGUUCCAGCCCAGCGGAAAGGCGACAAGGGCUCUAUUCACGAAUAUGGUCCAGCUGAAACCUUGUACUCUGUUGCCCCUCCAAUCAACGAGAAUCAUCUGAUAUUGGACCAGGACUAAAUCGUUC
Messenger RNA from Sodiomyces alkalinus F11, 775 nucleotides. RefSeq lists its product as hypothetical. The coding region runs from base 1 to 768 and encodes 255 amino acids. The record is from RefSeq and is a predicted model, not a curated record. Lineage: Eukaryota; Fungi; Ascomycota; Sordariomycetes; Glomerellales; Plectosphaerellaceae. The transcript has 9 exons.